AUGAAAGAAAAAAUAACGGAGGACAUACAAGUAUGGUCCAACUUGGUGGUAGGAGCCUUUAAAGUUCUUGAUGUCCUCGGCGGCGUGCAAUGUCGUAAGAAAGAUUCCUUUGGAAGCGAACAACACAAGCAAAAUUAUCGCAGAAGCUAUAAAAAGAACGCACGCGGCGGUGUAAAGCACCGCGCGAUCGAGAGGCCAGGCAAUUUGUGCGUAAGCGAGACGAACGAUAACCGUAAGCGCACGAACAAAUAG
Molecule: messenger RNA, 252 nt
Organism: Leptosia nina
Lineage: Eukaryota; Metazoa; Arthropoda; Insecta; Lepidoptera; Pieridae
Source: the annotation of a GenBank genome assembly